UCUCCUUAUCUCUUACUUUGUGGAUUUUAUGUAGAUGUCGUGACCGGGCUUCCGUACUAUACGUAUUUUUAGGUUAAAAGUGUUAAAAACAAAAAAAAAACUGCGAACAUCUUCGUUUAAACUUUGACAGAAUAAAGUAGUGAAAAGUAAGUUAAACUAGAGGAAAAGAUCAAUAAAGUAUGACGUUUCAGCAGCCAAAUUCUCGCGAACUCCAAAAUCGGAAGAUCCUAGAGGAACUUCAGCUGAAAAAACAGAUGUUGCUCAAGCAAGGAGUGCAACAAAGUCUUGGCUCGUCGCUCAACAUUCCAUCGAUCAUCACAUCCUCCGCUACAUCCCAGCAAUCUGGGGACGGGGCCAACAUGACGUCGAUGCAACGAGCCGCCCUCCUUAACGCCCACGCACAUUCCACCGGCUAUUUCAUAACUCAGGAGUCCUCCUUUGGAAAUCUUAUCCUGCCAGUGCUACCGCGUUUUAACGAGACUAGUACUACGAAAUAGUUGCAGUAACAGUACGACUCAUUUGUAAA
Messenger RNA from Copidosoma floridanum, 526 nucleotides. RefSeq names its product SOSS complex subunit C. The record is from RefSeq and is a predicted model, not a curated record. NCBI's taxonomy places the organism in Eukaryota, Metazoa, Arthropoda, Insecta, Hymenoptera, Encyrtidae. Gene Ontology annotation, biological process: DNA repair. Gene Ontology annotation, cellular component: nucleoplasm; SOSS complex; nucleus.